Molecule: messenger RNA, 1041 nt
Organism: Prorocentrum cordatum
Lineage: Eukaryota; Dinophyceae; Prorocentrales; Prorocentraceae
Source: the annotation of a GenBank genome assembly
AUGCAGUCCGUCAUACGCAAUUUUGAGGACCGCGUCGAGCAGCAGAAGAGGAGCGGGGAGAGAGCGCAGCUCAAGGCCCUUAAGAAGAAUGUGGGGCUCAUGGUCUUCGUGCUGCUGCUCAUGGGCGCGUUCACGAUCACGAACGUUGUCCUGCUGCAGAGCAUGAUCCAGCCCUUCGGUAGUAGCGGGGAGGAGUCGUCGCGGUUCAUCGGCCCCCUGCUGCGAGAGCGGCUGCGAAAAAAAGGCACGAAGGGCAGUGCAGGACCCGGGGUGUUCCGCCGGGCCGCGAACAAGACCUGGAGCGUUGCCAAAGGGGCCGCCAAGGGGGCCGCCAAGGGGGUCAAGAGGCUCGUCAGGCGGGUCGGCCACUUCCGGAAGGCGGACGCGGGGCCCGCGAAGCCCUCCCCGACCAAGCAGCUCCACGGCCCCUCGGGCGACGCCAGGGCGGCGCCCCCGGAGGGCACCGAGGCUGGCGCCGCUCGCCCCGCCAGCCCAGCCGCGGUGCUGGCGGGCGGCCCAGGCUCGGGCGCGGCCGAGCCAACCGGGGGCGGCGCCGUGGCGGACCCCGGGGCGGACGCGGCCGAGGCAGCCCAGGCCGACGGCCCUGGCUUGGGCGCGGCCGAGCCUAGUGAGGACGCGGCCGCUGCAGCGGACCCAGGCGCUGCCGCAGACGGCGCCGCGGAGGACACCGCGGCGGGCGUGGAGGGCGCCGCGGGCGCCGCGGAGGGCGGCGCAGAAGCCGCCGCGGAGGGCGCCGCGGACGCCGCUGGCGCUGCAGCGGAGAGUGCCGCAGAGGGCGCCGCGGAGGCCGCGGAGGGCGCCGCGCAGGGCGCCGGAGGCUCCGCAGAGGAGGGCGCCGUGGAGGGCGCCGCGGAGGGCGCCGCGGAGGGCGCCGUGGAGGGCGCCACGGAGGGCGCCACGGAGCGGGGCGCAGGCGCCGCCACCGAGGGUGCCGCAGAGGGUGCCGCGGAGGGCGCGGCGGGGGCGGCGGAGGGGGUGCCCAGAAGCGGUGCCCUGCGCGGCUCGGGGGGCGCGGCCCAG